AUGGGAGCAGUUGAUCGCACAGAUAUGAUGUUGAGCAAUAUAGAAUGCAUGCGCAAAAGUAUGAAGUGGUACAAGAAACUUUUCUUCCACUCAUUAGAUUUAUUAAUUCUAAACUCGCACGCAAUGAUGCAAACAAAAAAUGUUAACAAAAUUCCUUUUGGUGAUUUCCAGCUGAAACUUAUUCGGCAAAUUUUUGAAAAGUUUCCUCUUGACUACCCUACUAUAAGAAUAGCUCGUGGUGUGCCAGAUGUUAGAAGGUUGGUGGAAAAACAUUUUCCUCACGUUGUUCCUGCAACACCGACAAAUAAGACACCUCAAAGAAGAUGUGUAGUAUGUUCGCAAACAAUUUUAGGACCCAGAAAGAGGAAAGAUUCACG
Messenger RNA from Onthophagus taurus, 377 nucleotides. Lineage: Eukaryota; Metazoa; Arthropoda; Insecta; Coleoptera; Scarabaeidae. The record is from RefSeq and is a predicted model, not a curated record.